AUGAAUAUAUUGGCGACACGAAAAGCAGCGGUGAUAGCGACAGCAUGUUCUGCAAUUUGCAUCUUAAGUGUUGCAAUCUUACUACCUUUGAUGCAUUUCCGUAGUCAGGAAGUUCUAUCAUCCAUGCUUUCACAAGUUGAAUUAUGUAGGGCUCAAUCAAACGAUAUUUGGAAACAAAUAGGUUUAACUGGAAAUAAAAUUCGAAAAAUUCGUUCUGAUAAUUUCAAUAUGCCGUUUGUUGGUAGUUUUCCAAAUGAUGCAUGCUGUGCUUGUUCACAAGGAUUGCCAGGAGCUCGAGGAGCAACCGGAAAAGAUGGCAUACCGGGGAAAGAAGGUGAACCAGGUAAAGAUGGAGUUAAUGGUCGCGAUGGUGUGUAUCUUCCUGCACCUCCACCAGGCGCAAAUAGUUGUCAAAAAUGUCCACCAGGUCCACCUGGACCACCUGGUUUCCCAGGGCCAAAGGGAAAACGUGGUAAACCUGGACCACCUGGCAAGGCAGGAAAAACUGGAGAACCUAAUCGACCUGGACCACCAGGACCAUCAGGUCUUCGUGGAGAACCAGGACCUCCUGGACCAAAAGGACCACAGGGUGACCGUGGUAGAGUAUUAAAUGGAGCACCACCUGGACCAACAGGUCCACCAGGAAGUAUCGGCCCGCGGGGAGUACCUGGUGGCAAAGGACAUGAUGGAAAAGCAGGUCAACCUGGAAAUCAAGGUGUACGAGGUCCAGUAGGCGAACGAGGAAUUCCAGGAGAUCCUGGACUACCGGGUCCACCAGGACUACCAGGAGAACCUGGAUUUCCUGGUAGUUGUUCACAUUGUCCAGGAUUGGCUCCAUCACAAAAUGCGAUCAUUUCUCCUGAUACAAAUGCACAAAAACCAUCGGUAUCACCUUCAGAAUCAUAUAUUCCAUCUGCAGAAGUGCUACAAACUACUGGAAAUUCAUAUUCGAAUUCAAUUCCAGAACAAAAUAAUAGGGAAUAUUUGUGGAUUUUGAAAUAA
Loa loa (African eye worm) is the source of this 1002-nucleotide messenger RNA. Its product is annotated as nematode cuticle collagen domain-containing protein. NCBI's taxonomy places the organism in Eukaryota, Metazoa, Nematoda, Chromadorea, Rhabditida, Onchocercidae. The record is from RefSeq and is a predicted model, not a curated record. Bases 1 to 1002 code for a protein of 333 amino acids. Gene Ontology annotation, molecular function: structural constituent of cuticle. The transcript is spliced from 6 exons.